Hypanus sabinus (Atlantic stingray) is the source of this 3604-nucleotide messenger RNA. It is a transcript of the gene meltf, whose product is annotated as melanotransferrin. The record is from RefSeq and is a predicted model, not a curated record. The transcript has 16 exons. Gene Ontology annotation, cellular component: plasma membrane; recycling endosome; extracellular region. Gene Ontology annotation, biological process: iron ion transport. Bases 331 to 2523 code for a protein of 730 amino acids. NCBI's taxonomy places the organism in Eukaryota, Metazoa, Chordata, Chondrichthyes, Myliobatiformes, Dasyatidae.
GAGGAACACAAAGUCUGCAGUGUAUCAGUCAGAAAGACGCGAGAUCGUUGAGUGCAGAAGCGUUUAGUUGAACGUCCGUGCUUUAUGUCUGGUCUUGAAAUUGCGCUUUAGGUUUAGGACGAAAAGUAUCAAUUUUUUUCCUGCACUGUCGAAUAAAUCUCCGAACGACUUUUGCAACUGACAACGUGAUUUGAGGAAAGCCCGAACCUGAACUCAUACAAGCGUCUCUUUAUACAAUCAUUAACCAGACAAAUUCAAACUGGUGCACUGUGAACGAUAUAAAGGGAGCCGAAGAAAUCAAGGUGGAAUCUUUCUUCACUCGGACGCACCAUGCAGACUUCCACUGGAAGGGUUGUGUGCAUUUUCGCCGGCAUCUUCAGUUUGGCAGCAAGUGGACUAACAGAGGUCCGAUGGUGUGUUACUUCUCCUGAGAUGAGCAAGUGUAGCCAAAUGAAAGAAGCUUUUCAAUCUGCUAAAAUUCAACCAUUAAUAUCCUGUGUUACUGGAGACUCAGCCAUGGAUUGUGCAAAAAAAGUAGAGAACAAGGAAGCGGAUGCAGUCUCUUUGGAUGCUGGGGACCUCUAUCAAGCUACAAGAGAGUAUAAACUAAAGCCAGUGGUUGGAGAGAAAUAUGAUCAAGAAGUUGGAAGCUUUUAUUAUGCAGUAGCUGUUGUUAGAAAAUCUGACAGUUCAAUCACAAUCAACAAUCUGAAAAUGAAAAAGUCCUGUCAUAGUGGAUUUGGUACAACAGCAGGAUGGAAGGUUCCGGUUGGUUAUCUGAUUAGUACCAGGAAGAUGUCUGUGAUGGGUUGCAAAUUUUCAAAAGCUGUGAGUGAUUUCUUCGCUAAAAGUUGCACCCCAGGAGCAGAGGAUGUAGAUUCCCCAACAAGUCUUUGCCAACUGUGUGUUGGUGAUGAAAAGGGAAAAAACAAAUGUGUAGAGAAUUCGAGUGAGAGAUAUUUUGGUGACAGUGGAGCAUUCAGGUGCCUCGUUGAAAAUGCAGGUGAUGUCGCCUUUGUGAAACAUUCUGCUGUGUUGGAUAAUACAGAUGGAAAUAAUAACUCUCCAUGGGCACAGGCACUGAAUUCUACCGAUUAUCAACUUCUAUGUCGAGAUGGAAGCCGCGCUGAAGUUUCGGACUGGAAAGCAUGCCACCUCGCCAGGGUGCCCACCCGAGCAGUGGUAGUGAGAAUGGAUACUGAUGGCACAGCCAUCUUCACUUUACUGGAAGCAGGUCAGAAAAAGUUUGGCAUUACCUCUGCUGGAUUUAAGAUGUUUAAUUCCACUUCAUAUGGUAGCAAAGACUUGCUGUUUAAGGAUGCCACCAAAGAAUUUACUCUCAUCAGAAAUCAAACUUAUCAGGCCUGGUUGGGGACAGAGUAUCUACAAUCCUUGAAAGGACUUGAUUGCUACCGCUUGCCAGGGAAUCUGCGCUGGUGCACACAAUCCAGAAGUGAAAUACUGAAAUGUUCAGAUAUGGCUAUAGCAUUCCAAAACCAAAACCUGACACCACCAAUUCAGUGUGUAUCAGGUGACAAUCCCACUGACUGCAUGAUAAAAAUUAAGAAAAAAGAAAUUGAUGCAGUAACCUUGGAUGCAGGACACAUUUACACAGCUGGAAAACUGUAUGGAUUGGUGCCUGCUGCUGGGGAAAGUUAUACAGGUGAUAAUGAAGGAGCAUCGUAUUAUGCUGUGGCAGUAGUAAAAAAGUCGAGUCAUAACGCCUUCACCAUCAAUCAGCUGAAAGGAAAGAAGUCUUGUCACACUGGGCUGAACAGGACUGCUGGGUGGAACAUCCCCAUUGGUACACUGAUGAAGAUGGGUGAAAUCAAAGCUGACAAAUGCAAGAUUGCUAAAGUGGUCAGUGAGUUCUUCUCUGCAAGCUGUGUGCCGGGUGCAAAUCAGAAGGGCUAUCCAUCAAAACUUUGUGAACUGUGCAUCGGGGAUGAGAGUGGGCGAUCAAAGUGUGCCUUCACAGCAGAGGAACAAUACAGUGGUUAUACCGGAGCAUUCAGGUGUCUUGUUGAAGCGGGGGAUGUGGCAUUUGUCAAGCACACUACAGUUACUGAAAACACUGAUGGAAAUAACAAGGAACCCUGGGCAGCAAAUCUAAGAUCCAGUGAUUACCAACUGCUGUGUCUGAAUGGAGCUCGGGCAGAGGUGCAUCAGUGGAAGCAUUGUAACUUGGCCAAAGUUCCAUCUCAUGCAGUGAUGGUCCAUUCGUCCACACCCAUCUCCGUAGUCUUUGGCUUACUUGAUAAAGGACAGGAGCACUUUGGAUCUAAGAGUAAUCCCAAUGACUUUCAGAUGUUUAAUUCAUCUGUGUAUGGUGGAAAAGAUCUGCUCUUUAAAGAUUCUACCGUUAAAAUCAUAUCGAUAGAAGAAAAAGAUACAUACGAUAAAUGGCUUGGAAAAAGCUACCUGGAGGCAAUUGAAAACAUUGAAUGUUCAGCCGCAGCAAAUCCAUCGAGAGUGCCGUUACUGCUUCUACUCAUUUUAAGCCUGCACAGUUUCUGUGUAUAAGCUGCACGUCUUCACCUGCCAUCGUGAUCUGUUUCAAAGCAGACGUACAGAUGAGUUGUCCUUGUUGAACCGAACUACUCGAGGAGAGGAACUGAAAAAAACAGAAAACAUUCUGCAUCAGACAGGAUUAGUUCAGAAUCUAUACUGCUACGGAGUUGUAAAAAUGAACAUUAAAGAACAGUUAGUUUUCUUGUCACAACAGCCAUAAAGCAGCUGAAUUAAGAGUAAUUUGCCAAUUUAAAUAUUGUUAUUUUUGUGCAAGCUGUAGUAAAAUGAUUUGGGGUUGAUUGUGAGUGUCUAGAGGGAUAGUCAUUGUAUGGUGUAACUUAUUAGUCACAUUCUUCUAUUUACUUAUUGGCAGUGUUUCUGUAAAGGCAAAUACUACACCAGUAUGUACAUUCCUCACUACUGCCGUAGAAGUAUCUGUUUACAGAUAAUGGACAAACAUAUCGAUCAAAAUAAUUUAUAUAAAAUGCAGUUUAGCUAUUCAACAUUUAGUGUAGAUUUUGUUUCAAAUAUACCUGUUUAAGUGAAUGAUCUUUCACCCACAUGCAUGCAGCUGUCACCCAACAGACUCAGUCCUGUUGACGGUCCAAAGUGUCCACUCUUAUUCCCUUUCGUAGAUGCUGCUUUAUUUGCUGAGUUCCUCCAGUGUUUUGUGCGUGUAGCUCUCUAUUGCUUCUUGUAAUUUCUUUCUCCUUUGCAACAGUCCUUGAUAGCUGGCAGGUUCAACUCACUGAUGUUUAAUUUAGAUACAGACAUUGCUGUUGUUAACCUUUGUUUUUUUUCCUUUGCUGGAACUUUGGCAAAUGUAAUUGCCUGCAGUACUAUUCAAUUACUCUUAAGUGGAUGAAAAAUUGAUAUGCAUUUGGGCUGAGGAAAUGGUGGAAGUUGCCAUGGCUUUGGGCAAUCUUAAAAGGUGAACAAUAAUUAGGGAAGGGUGCAGGAUGAGUUAGUGUAGAUACAUUAGAUAGAAAUCAUUGUUUGGUUAUCGUUAUAAUUCCACGAGCAACAUAUGCAGCUGUUCUGUUAAAACACUUAUUUUUCCAUUUUGGGAACAGUAAAGAGGGAGCUUACCUAA